UAUUACAGCAGUUUGUAGACACCCCUGUAGAAAAUGACAUGAUGAAAUUCAAAGAUGUUAUUUUCAAAAACUUUUACAAGUUUGACCAAUGGUUUGAAAAUCAGUGGUCUGAAAUUGAAAACAUUGGACUGCAUUCAUUUCCUGAGGGUAAAAUCAAAUUCACCCAAGCAAACAGAAAUACUUUCUUUACAACAUUUAAUAAGUACUUAAAUUCAGAUGAGUUUGAACAAAGUGUUAUGAAUCUUUUGCAGUUUUAUUGCCAGAACUUGAAUGGACCUCAUUGUAGACUUCUGACAUCCGUUCUAUUUUACUUGGAAGAAAACUUCUUUCUCAAUCUGUCUCCUCAUCUCCAGUUGUCAGAUCCCAUACCAUUGAAAAAACCAUCAGCAGAAUGUGAACUGGAUACCAGUGGAAGGGGCAAGCUGCGUUAUCUAUGGGUUCAGUGUGUUAUAGAUUCCAGAAAAUGCACUACAGAAGAAAUGGACUCAGAUAUUUCCAAGCUUCUGUAUGGAAUGGGCCCAGUGGAGUUAACCAGUCUUCAGUUACUGUUGACCCUCCUGAUUCAGCACCUGUUCUUUCAGAACCUGAAACAAGUCAAGCAAAAAUGAAUAGGACCUCUAGAAGGCGAGGAAAAGGGAGAGAUAAAC
This is a messenger RNA of Saccostrea echinata, 647 nucleotides long. RefSeq lists its product as uncharacterized. NCBI's taxonomy places the organism in Eukaryota, Metazoa, Mollusca, Bivalvia, Ostreida, Ostreidae. The transcript has 3 exons. The coding region runs from base 39 to 608 and encodes 189 amino acids. The record is from RefSeq and is a predicted model, not a curated record.